Molecule: messenger RNA, 2463 nt
Organism: Scleropages formosus (Asian bonytongue)
Lineage: Eukaryota; Metazoa; Chordata; Actinopteri; Osteoglossiformes; Osteoglossidae
Gene: ppil4
Product: peptidylprolyl isomerase (cyclophilin)-like 4
Exons: 13
Coding region: 17-1450 (477 amino acids)
Biological process (GO): protein peptidyl-prolyl isomerization
Cellular component (GO): nucleus
Molecular function (GO): RNA binding; peptidyl-prolyl cis-trans isomerase activity
Source: RefSeq, a predicted model, not a curated record
UGGUGUUCGAGCGAGAAUGGCGGUGCUGCUUGAAACCACCUUAGGCGACAUUGUCGUUGAUUUGUACACAGAGGAGAGGCCGAAAACGACCCUGAAUUUCCUCAAGUUGUGCAAAAUAAAAUACUAUAACUACUGCCUCAUCCAUAAUGUCCAGAGAGAUUUCAUUAUUCAGACUGGAGACCCGACCGGAACCGGACGCGGGGGGGAGUCGGUGUUCUGCAAACUCUACGGGGACCAGGCCCGCUUUUUCGACGCUGAGAAAGUGCCCAGAAUCAAGCAUAAGAAGAGAGGAACUGUGUCUAUGGUGAACAACGGCAGCGGGCAACAUGGUUCUCAGUUCCUCAUCACCACGGGUGAGAACCUAGACUACUUGGAUGGGGUUCACACUGUGUUUGGAGAGGUGACGGAAGGCAUGGACAUCUUGAACAAGAUCAACGAGACCUUUGUGGACAAGGAUUUUAUCCCUUUUCAGGAUAUCAGAAUUAAUCACACAGUGAUCCUUGAUGACCCCUUUGAUGACCCACCUGACCUACCAGUUCCCGAUCGCUCACCAGAGCCAACCAAAGAGCAGCUGGAUAGUGGGAGAAUUGGCGCCGACGAGGAAAUCGACGAUGCAAAGGGGAAGGAUGCAGAGGAGCUGGAUGAAGUGCUAAAGGAAAAGGACGCCAAGACCCACGCCAUACUCCUGGAGAUGGUUGGCGACCUGCCAGAUGCAGAUAUAAAACCACCCGAGAACGUGCUCUUUGUCUGUAAGCUGAACCCAGUGACCACAGAUGAGGACCUGGAGAUAAUCUUCUCUCGCUUUGGCCCCAUCAAGAGUUGUGAGAUCAUAAGAGACUGGAAAACCGGGGAGUCCCUGUGUUAUGCCUUUAUUGAGUUUGAGAAGGAGGAGGACUGUGAAAAGGCAUAUUUCAAGAUGGACAACGUGUUGAUCGAUGAUCGACGAAUUCACGUUGACUUCAGCCAGUCUGUUGCCAAGAUUAAAUGGAAAGGAAAAGGAGGGAAGUACACAAAGGAGGACUUCAAGGCUUAUGAGAAAGAUUUGAAAAGCAAAGACAAAUUGGGCCUUAAAGAUAAAAUGAAACCUAUGCAGGACUCCAAGUAUGACCUCCUUUCAGAGGAAGAGGAAGAAAAGGGAAGCCGUCAGCAUUCUGGGAAGAAGCACAAAGAGAAGAAGCGUCGUCAUUCAGACGAGGAAGAGAGUCGAAAGUCAAAGAAAUCCAAGGACAGCAAGGACACCAGGCGGGAGCACAAGGCCGGUCGACAGCACUCGCGGUCACGCUCACGUUCUCGGUCCCGCUCCAGGGACCGCGAUAGGCACGGCCAUCACAAGCACAGUAAGGCUAGGGACAAGCACCGGGAGGAGGGGCGCGCCAAGGGCCACAGCCACCGGGAUCGCAGCCGAAGCCCCAGAACGUCCAAGGACAAGGACCGCAACAGACAGCGAUGAGCAGGGAACAGAGGUGGGGGGGAGAAGCCUCUUGGAUGUUGACAAGAAGCUCUUAUCUCUGUGACUCUGUCACUGUAUCAGCACCACGUGUCACCCAGUGCAUCACUGCCUCUUCCAACUAGAGACCGUAGCUUCUCCUUUCUCCAGCACGGUGGAGGUUCACAGCCCUUCAUUGUUCAUUCUAUCGGACUUCUCAGGCUUCGUGUCUCGGUCCAGCCCUGCACUCGCAUGGGCGUCACUGGCGAGAUGUCUGUGGCACAAAGAGCUCCUCCUCCACCUUUUAACUUGUGCUUCCUUCUUCUUUGUGUUAAUUUUCUCAGCCUUCAGCAGAAGAAAACCUGAUUCCUGAUGUCCUCAUGCUCUUCACAUUUCAGUGAUAUUUAUAAAAGCUGCAGUGUUGUGUGUUUGCCAGGUUGGGCCAGUUCAGGACCAUAUCGCUGCUGACUCCAUGGAAUAGACUGCAGAGGAAUGGGUGGUGGAACCAGGCUCGGUGCACAGAGGUUGAUAAUACCUUAGAUGUGCUCAUCGAGCCCAUCUUGACACACUCUUAUAUCACAUGUCUUUACCAAACUCGCAUUUUCCAGGAGUUGUUUUCCUGUCAUCGCUUUCUUUGCUUCCUCUUAAAACCUCAUGUGUUUGUCAUUUAUCGCAUUCUGGAGUCCCGCUCCAUUCGAACCAGGAUGAACUCUGACAAAUGACUCUGCAGCAGUGUCGUGGACCUGAACCAGACCGAGAGCUCACGGUUCUCUGUUUGGAAAGCUGUCUUUUAUAUUAAAUAAACACUGAGGGAUGAAAAAUCCUGAAUUGCUAAUGGAGGUUAGUGUUAUGUGCAGUAUCCUGCCACCCAGGGGUUUCUUUAAAAAAAGGGUGGUAGAGAGACAUGUUGAAAACAUUGUGCUUUGGUUUAGUGUUCUUUGUGUGGAUUUCUAUUUGGUCCCUCAGAUUUUUUUUUUUUAUUUUAUUAAAUAAACUGUUUUUAGUGUUUACCCUGCAGCUUGGUGUCCCAGAUGGAC